AUUCACUAUAUCUGCUCUACUACAGUACACAGAACAUGGAAGUGCAAUUAUUUUAGUAAAAUAUAAACUGCUAGAUACCUUUUCUCAUCAGCAGUUGGAGCAGUCUUACACUGGUUGCAGCUUGUAGAAGGAGUUUUUAUUCUCCUGUAGGAGGAUGCAGGACCUCUGUCUGGAGAGUGCUGAUUGGUCAUGGGCUGAUCACAUGCACUCUCCCAAGGAAAAAAAAAACUCUAGCAAUACACACAAACCUGAGCAUGUGCAGCUUGCCCCCGAGCCUCUGUUCUAUCAGGAGAUAUUUAGGAGACACUGGAAGAAGGGGAGGAUCAGAGAAGGCAGGAUCAAACAUCCUUUUUACACAAUGUGGAGGAUUAACCCCUUAGGUUCCACAGUGUGUAUAACAAGCAUG
Molecule: messenger RNA, 406 nt
Organism: Staurois parvus
Lineage: Eukaryota; Metazoa; Chordata; Amphibia; Anura; Ranidae
Source: the annotation of a GenBank genome assembly